Molecule: messenger RNA, 741 nt
Organism: Caenorhabditis remanei
Lineage: Eukaryota; Metazoa; Nematoda; Chromadorea; Rhabditida; Rhabditidae
Exons: 2
Coding region: 1-741 (246 amino acids)
Source: RefSeq, a predicted model, not a curated record
AUGGUCGAUUUCUCUUCUGGCUCUGAUGACUCAUCGUUCGAGUUUGUCUCUGACUCGAUGGCAUCGGAUGUCUCUUUUAUAGAAGAGAGAACUGAAGAAACUCCAAGGACAACUAAUCCACCAUCUCCAGUCCUCGAAGCUUCUACUAAAAUAAUAAAGAGAGAUGAGACAGACGACUCGAAAGUUAUAGGCUACAUGAUUUUAGGAAUUAUUGUCUUCUCGGCUGUCUUGCCAUAUUUUUUUCCUUCUGAUAUUGAUAACGACAUCGCAAAACUCACUGAUGAAAUCGUGGGUCUCAAAAGAGAUUUUCAGCUGGUUCUCCACAAAACAAUGAAAGAACGAAAGGAACACUACAAAAAGAUCAAGUGUCUGGAAGAUAUCCCAGAGGAUCUUUUGGCCAAAUGGGUGCCAGAUGCAUCAAAUUUUCAAGGAGUAGCGGAAUUCAUUUCCGACCAGCAAAAAGGAGAGAGUGUCAAGGAAUUCAUGUAUGAGGCUCAUGUCAAACUCAACAUCGUCAGGAAAAAUCUGUUGGAAUUGGUUUUGAUCAGGAACCAGACACAAGAAGGUGCCAUCUUGUUGAGAGGCGCAUGUGUCUAUGAGAACGGUAAAAGUACCAAAGUAUUUGUGCAAGAAGGGAAGUUAUAUGUCAGCUGGAAAUAUGUGCAUGGAAAUGAGAAGAAACGCGUCACUAUGGUGUACACUGUGCCAGAAGAACACUUUCAUACGAUCGAAUUUGGAUAA